GUGAACUCAGCCUGGUCGGCGCACAUUCUCCUGUAUCUAGACACGUCAGACAUCCAUGAGGUUAGAAACUGUACUUCGCGCAAAACAUUUCUGGAGAACUUCGGAUGAAAUAUCUCCUCAGAAGAAUAUAAAUACCUGACCACUUCCCACCGACCUCAGUUUUUCCCUUCCCACGCUUCCAACUUUCUACUGAAGCAGUUCUUCCGCUCUCGUUCGCCCAUUUACCAAACCUGGUCUUCCCUCUCUUCUUCUUCCCUUCGCGCUUCAAAUUUUCUACUGAAGCAGUUCCCCCUGUCGCCUUCGCCUACCCAACUUGAACCACCGCUCCCUUCUUUUUUUCGAUAAAAAAAAAAGAAGUUAUAAAAAUGUCGGCCACAGGCAAGAUGACGAUUUUCUUGUCCGACUUCUUCCCUCGGGCUGGUUUUCUCUGGAAACGUCGUCAGAGUGUUCCGCGAAUUCUCCGAUCGUCGGAGCGUGACGCCCUGGUGCUGCGCGCGCUCUUCACGGUCCAAGGCGGCAAAAAGUUUAGAAGGCGUGAGGCCAACGUCCUCAUUGCCAAUGCCAUCGACAUUGCGGCAAAGACAAUCAACGACGAAAAUCCCGGUAUGCGCCCUGAAGAGGGCAUACUUGAGUACCUCGCCCGCGCCGGCACCUUUUCCGAGUUCGGUCAGGCACUGCCUGAGAACAUCUGGGUCGAACUCGUAUAUCAGAUUGCCUGGGCCCGGUAUGAAUAUGAACGCCGCAAGCCCAAGGCCUGGAAGGACGGCUUCCGCAACCAGCUGACGGAGCUGGCCCACGCCAUCGACCGCCUGAUGCAAGCGGCUGGCGACUGCUGGGACUGGGCGGCCCUUGAGUUCUUUGCCUACCCACACCUGAUGGGUGGGGUAGGCGACUACGACUCCGACGACGAGGAGGAGGAGGAGGAGGCAUUGGCCAAGAAACUGGAGGACCUCAGUGUCCAGGAUGCUGACGGAGACAUUCAGAUGGCGGAUUGAAACUGGACACUGAGGUUCUCCGGUUUCUUGGGCAAUGCC
Messenger RNA from Canariomyces notabilis, 1034 nucleotides. RefSeq lists its product as uncharacterized. Lineage: Eukaryota; Fungi; Ascomycota; Sordariomycetes; Sordariales; Chaetomiaceae. The record is from RefSeq and is a predicted model, not a curated record. The transcript has 3 exons. The coding region runs from base 366 to 995 and encodes 209 amino acids.